Molecule: messenger RNA, 4786 nt
Organism: Corvus hawaiiensis (hawaiian crow)
Lineage: Eukaryota; Metazoa; Chordata; Aves; Passeriformes; Corvidae
Gene: SFT2D2
Product: SFT2 domain containing 2
Exons: 8
Coding region: 44-526 (160 amino acids)
Biological process (GO): vesicle-mediated transport
Cellular component (GO): membrane
Source: RefSeq, a predicted model, not a curated record
GGAAGGGCAGGGCGCUCCGGCCGGCCGGGCGGGGUGUGGAGCCAUGGACAAGCUGAAGCGGGUGCUGAGCGGCCACGACGCGGAGGAGCCGAGCGGCCUGGCUGAGGUUAUCGAUUCGACUUCGUUAGGUUGGGGCACCCGAGUGAAAGGCUUCAUUGCGUGUUUUGCGAUUGGAUGCCUGUGCUCGAUCUUGGGUAGUUGUCUGCUAUGGAUACCAAAGAAAGGGCUGGUACUCUUUGCAGUUUUUUAUACUCUGGGGAAUAUUGCAUCUAUUGGGAGCACUAUGUUUCUUAUGGGACCAAUGAAACAAUUGAAGCGGAUGUUUGAGCCUACACGUUUGAUUGCUACUAUUGUUAUGCUAUUGUGCCUCAUACUAACACUGUGUUCUGCUUUCUGGUGGCGUAAGGCGGGACUCGCGCUGCUUUUCUGCAUCUUACAGUUUUUUGCCAUGGCAUGGUACAGCAUUUCCUUCAUACCAUAUGCAAGGGAUGCUGUGAAGAAAUGUGUUUCAGUCUGUCUGUCCUAACAGGAAUUCUGGAUGCCUCACAAAGUUCUAGGAAGCUCUAGGUAGAACUGUGUUGAGAUCACUGUGUUGUGUAGUUUCCUACUUCUGUCUUGAACACGUGCCUUUCAGCUGCUUGUUAGAAGCUCCUUGUGUUACACCCAGCGUCUGCAAUUGCUUGGGUUGGUAAGCAAUGGUGUCUGUGGGACAGGGGGCUUGUGAUCAAAUGAAAUUCAGUCUGGCAGAAGAACUGGGCAGAGAUCCACAGUUUGUUAUGGUAAUUCUUGCAUGAAUUCGUGCAUUUGGUUUUGCAAAAGUUUCAAAGUAAUACGUGAAGUGUGUAAAAUGAAGACCUUGGCUCUGAUGGGACUGUGCCAGUUCUAGAGUUGAAAAUUGAUUUCUUACCAACAACUUGGGAUUUUUUUAAAUAGCCUUAUGUCACUUAAUCUUUGCACUGUUUGCCUUGGAUAAUGGAAUAUUGGUAUUCUUUCUUUUCUUGUCUCUCUUGCAAAAUCUUAGGUUUAUGAGACUUCUAAAGGAUGUAAUUUGAAAGUCAAACACUGUUGUGGACUAACCAUGAGAUGUUUGCAUCUGUAAUGAAGUAUUUAAUUCUCAGUCUAUACUGAUAGUGUUUCCUUAAACAAGGAAAGGGACAUUUUCCUCUGUAAAAACUUGUUGUUGUAGGAAAAGCACUUGUAAAAUAAGGUUCAUUGAUGUUUUCAGCCACCAGGAACCUGAGUUCUUCUCCUUGCUUACAGCUCAUGGUUACAAAGUAGGAAGCUGACAUUUUUCACAUGAAGUGAGGUGCUUCUCUUCUCCUCCAGCUGUAGCAUGAGAACAAUGCAAAGGGCAUGGUAGGCAAGCAAUAAAGGAAUUUAUGUAUAUCCUUUCUUAAAGGACAAACUGUCAUAAGGUGGAAGUGAGCUAUUGUUUUAAGCAGCCUGGGUCAGGGAGAAGACAUUUUCUUCUGAACUUGUAAAUAAGUUAAAACUCCAACAUUUCUCUUUGUUUCUUUGUAAGUGGAAUCAGUUUUGUUUCUGGUAAAACUCUUGCACACCCCAGUGAACUUCUCUGCACAGAGGAGAAAGCACAAUAUUCUAUUGCCUGUCGUAGCAAGGAGAGUUUGUAACAAUCCUGCUGCCAGCUCCAGGCAAAUGCUGAGCCAUCAGUAUCCAAAUUCCAAGGCCACUCUGCGCUCUCUUUAUCCUCUGAGCUACAUAUAAUCUUUUACUCCCACAGCAUUGCAGUGGUCAGUUUCAUAUCUGAGCACAGAUUCCUGCUUUUGCUGUGUGAGGUACUGUUUAACUGCUUUCCCCUUUCCUUUUACCAAACUGUCUUGCUGGAUGAUGAUUAUCCAGUGCAUUCUAGUGGGAACUGAAGCAUCUCUUCCUCAGUCUACCAAGAGUUUAGUUGUUUAAGAACAUUGGUUUUGCAUGGCAAGUGUAUCCCUGACUUGUACCACAAAGAUUUUAAUGUAGGAAAAACUUAGAUCUAUUUGGCAGUACAGUAUAAGCUCACAGUGAAGGCAAAUAGUUCUGUGGCUUCCAGAAAGUUAAUAAGAAUUUAGUUAAUCCAAAAUUUUUAAUUGAAGUGUCCUGAUAAUUUAUAAAGCUCAGUACCAUCCAGCUGUUAGGAUCCUCUAAAAAAAAAAAAAUUAAAGAUUCCCUUUUGCAGAUGGUAUCAAAGGGAGAUUUUGACGAGUGUUCUGUGGAUUCCAGGUGUCCAGAAUUACUGUUGCAAAGACAUUUGAAUGGAAAAUCCCACCUUGGAAAGAUGGGACUGAUGGUGGGAUGAAUCAAUUAUACAGGUUCAAGUGCUAUGUCCUGGUGCUUUUUUUAUCUCCCCGGAUUUAGAAGCUAGUGUUGAAAUAACUACAUUGACUAUUGCUCUUCUUGAAAAGAAUUGGUUAAAUGCCCAAGAGAGACUGGGAAUUAAAGAAAACUGAUACUUCUUUUCCCUGGCUGAUCUAAGACAAGUGUCCAAAGUGAUGUGUGUCUUUUUUAUCAGGGAGUAAGUUCAAAACCUAAUUUACAUCUGUCAAAGGACCUAAGCUAGUCUCUUCUUAGGACUUUGAUAAUGUUUACAGAAUUCCUUUGUAUAGGGGAAAUUGAAAGGCUACCCUAAUGCCUUUUAAAUUCCAAUAGUCCUUUAAUUUUAACAUCUCUGAAUGACCCUGGAAAAGCUACAAGUACAGUAUACAUUGUUUUUCCUUCCCCUCUCCAGCAAGGUUAUGUUAACCCUGAUCAUCAUUCCAGGUUCAGCAGCCAAGAUAAUGGAAUUUGACUUCUGGGGUUCUUUUUUUGGUUACUUCAGAUUAGGAGGAGUAAAAGCCUUUUGCUUAUUCCUUGGCUAGCUUGGGCAGGAUUCUGGUAGACUGUCUGGCAGUUCUUCUGGAAGAACAAUAGAAUGGGGUAUGUUGAAUGUUAGUUUUUCAACUUGCAGAGUAGCUAACUAGAACCUUUUAGCUGGCUCUUGUGAGUACAGCCACGCAGAAGUAGGAAAUUUAUGAAACUACCAAUAGAUAGCACAUAAAUGAUUAUUUUCCUUUCCCCCUCUCUUACCAGUUUCAGACUGUAAUUCCAGAUUCACAGCCUUUUAUUCAGUAAGAGAGAACAAAUCUUCAUUUGACUGCACAGCACAUGAGGCUAAGAAAUUGUGCCCUUACAGGAAGGGAAGCCAAGGGGAGAUGGCAAGGACACAAGGAUCACCAGAGUGCCACUGGGGUUUAUGUUGCCCUUUGGUGUUGUAUUCUGUUCCUGGGGACAUCAGACAGUAGGAGAGAUUUGCCUUAUUCUUGCCAACAUGUGAAAUAUACUCAGGGUUUGUCGCUUCAUCUACAAGCAGUUUUGGUUUAAAAUAGCUCUCCCAGAACAAAACUCUUUAGAUUUUUACUUUUAAGUAGUUGUGUUGAGGCUGUUGCCAAGUUUAACAGCAAAAGAGAUUUCCACUUUGUUGAAUACUUUAUUUUAUAUGAUUUUUACAUAACCAGGGAGUAAACUAUAUGAAUAUUCCUUCUUGAGUAGUUUUCAGUCUGAAUUAGAUUAUACCAUUUUACUUUUUUUUUUGGUCAUUAAACCUACUUUGUGUUACAUUUUGAUAUCAUCAGCUUUGGUUAUGUGCUUGGCAGGAGGCACGGUGAGCAUUUCUGAAGCUUUCUGUCUCACUGUCCUUCAGGCCAGGAAUGUUUGCUGUGUGCGCUCUGCUGUGAAUAGAGAGUUUGUGGUUUAAAUCACAAAGCUCCUUGCUUCCCAAAGUCCUUGCUCAGUUACCUACAGCACUUACCUCAAGGCUGAAUUCCCUAAGGAAACUUGUUUGAUGUUGGGUGCCCAUCUCAGUAGGAUUUGGUGUUCUAUCAGGAAGUGCUUUUUGCCCAGCCUCACUGUUGACCAACUUGUCCACUUUUUUUACUUUUUGCAGUACAGAUAACAUAACCUCAGCCAAGCAGCCUUAGUGUGCAGUUCUAGCAGGAAAUUUGUAUGUCCUGGAUCACCUGACUUUCCAGCUAUAGUAGAAGUGGAAAUGGGGAGGGUGGUAGUCAUGUAUUCCCAAAGUACUGGGACUCUAUGCAUUGAAAUGUGGGAUUUUUUUUUUCACUACUUCAAGGUUUUGCUCUGUUUUAUGUGAUGAAGUCCGUUAUGAAUACUGGUACUAUCUGAAAUGAUUCUACACUGAUGAUGCUAACAAUUUGAUCUCAUUUAGUAUUUACAGUAAUAAGAUUGUUCAUGAGCUGUUACAAAAACCAAGGACGAAUUUUCUGCCACAAGUUGAAAUUCUUUUCAGAAACCACGUUUUAAAAAGGAAAGCGUGUUGGGCUCUGUGUGUGCCUCCGACUUUCUGAGAACGGCUCUUGCUUCGUUUUGGUCCUUAAUCAUGUUCAUGAAAGUGAGAUCACUGUGCUAUUGUACACUGAGGAGGAGGAGGAUAUUUAAACACAUUUGUCUUAAAUACUGAUGUUUACAACCAUGGCAAAUACUGACCAUUUUGGAGAGAAAGCACAGAAAUGGUUUAUCCUCUUAAAACCACGUGCCUCGCUGUAAUGUGAGCACUAAAUUUUUGAACGGCUGUGGAAUCGUUUUGUAAAAUAAAAACCAGACUCAGAAAUUCUCUGCAAUGUUUUGUACUGUUACUGAUUCUGUUUGCUGAUGUGCUUUUUCUAUGUAUUUACACUGUUUGAUUUCUACUUUGAUAAAUAUUCUUUUUUCUGACUUACAACUUUUUCUCUAAUGAAGUGAAACCUUUACAAGUGCUGUUUUUUUCCUUCAAUAAAGUUAUCCCUGCAUUAAA